Bubalus bubalis (water buffalo) is the source of this 2763-nucleotide messenger RNA. RefSeq names its product craniofacial development protein 2. The record is from RefSeq and is a predicted model, not a curated record. The coding region runs from base 73 to 1851 and encodes 592 amino acids. Gene Ontology annotation, molecular function: catalytic activity. The transcript is spliced from 8 exons. Lineage: Eukaryota; Metazoa; Chordata; Mammalia; Artiodactyla; Bovidae.
UCUACGGUCACUCCUGGAGCUUUGCUGUUGUACGCCCCUGCUGCGUCCCUGUGGGUUUUGUGCGACAGCGACAUGGAGGAAUUCGACUCCAAAGACAUUUCCACUUCGAAGGACGAGGACUGCGUGCCGUUGGGUGGAGAGUGUCAUGAAGAUGAUAUAAAUGAAUUAGUGAAGGAAGAUGAAGUGGAUGGCGAAGAGGAGACACAGAAAACCAAAGGGACAAAAAGAAAGGCUGAGAGCAUUCUGGCCAGGAAGAGAAAACAAGGUCGCCUCUCACUGGACCAAGAGGAGGAGGAGGAUGCCAGCAGGGAAUCUGGAGGGAGGAUUAUUGAGAAGGAAGAUGCAGCUGCAGAGCAGGAAAAAGGCGCCGAGUCAGAGGAUGCCAGGCAAGAGGAGGCUGACGUGCUGGCCAGCUCCAUCAGUGACGCAGAACCAAAAUCAGAACUGCCUCCGAGUACACAAACCAAAACAGGAGAGGAGACCGAAGAGACAAGUUCAAGUAAUUUGGUCAAAGUGGAAGAGCUAGAGAAACCUAAAAAAGCAGAAGAAGUUAAACUCACCAAAUCACCUCUUGCUGGUGAAGAAGUCAGGUUUCUUACACAACAGGGAAGGCUGUCUGGCAGGACAUCAGAAGAUGAGCCCCGCAGGUCCGAAGGUGUUCAACAUGCUACUGGAGAAGAGCGGAGGGCCGAUACUAAUACCUCCAGUAAGAAUGAAGCAGCUGGGCCAAAGUGGAAAGGACAGUCAGCUGUCGAUGUGUCUGGUGACGAAAGUAAACUCCGAUGCUGUAAAGAAGAAUACUGCAUAGGAACCUGGAAUGUUAGAUCUAUGAAUCCAGGUAAAUUGGAUGUGGUGAAGCAGGAGAUGGAAAGAAUAAACAUCGACAUCUUAGGAAUCAGUGAACUAAAAUGGACAGGAAUGGGCGAAUUGAAUUCAGAUGACCAUUAUAUCUAUUACUGUGGGCAACAGUCCCUUAGAAGAAAUGGAGUCGCUCUCAUAGUCAACAAAAGAGUCCGAAAUGCAAUAAUUGGGUGCAAUCUGAAAAACGACAGGAUGAUUUCAGUUCGUUUCCAAGGCAAACCAUUCAACCUCACAGUAAUCCAAGUCUAUGCCCCAACUCCUUAUGCUGAAGAAGGUGAAGUUUACCGGUUCUAUGAAGACCUACAACACCUUCUGGAAAUAACACCGAAAAUAGAUGUCCUUUUCAUCAUAGGGGAUUGGAAUGCAAAAGUGGGAAGUCAAGAGAUACCUGGAAUAACAGGCAGGUUUGGCCUUGGAAUGCAGAAUGAAGCAGGGCGAAGGCUAAUAGAGUUUUGUCACCACAACAGGCUGGUCAUAGCAAACACCCUUUUCCAACAACCUAGUAGACGUCUCUACACAUGGACAUCACCAGAUGGUCGUUACCGAGAUCAGAUUGAUUAUAUUAUUUGUCGCCAAAGAUGGAGAAGCUCUGUACAGUCAGCAAAAACAAGACCUGGAGCUGACUGUGGCUCAGAUCAUAAGCUCCUUAUUGCAAAGUUCAGGCUUAAGUUGAAGAUAAUACCAAAAACGACUCGGCCAUUCAGAGUGACUAAUGAAGAGGAUGCCACAAAUGAAGAAGCAAAAUCCGUCUUAAAGCAGAAUGAGAAAGAAAAACCUGAGGCUAACGUUCCUUCAACUGUGUCCUCAGUUCCUGGUGGGUCAGGCGUGACUAAGGAAGUGGGUGAAACAUCUCAAGAAGCGAAAUCUGUGUUCAAGCAAGAUGAGAAAGACAAACCUCAAGCUAAUGUCCCCUCAGCGGUGCCAUCACUUCCUGCUGGGUCAGGGCCUGAAAAAUGUGACCUUGAAAAGAAAAAGGAUUGCAACAAUUAAGUAUCUGACUUUGUCCUUAACCACCUAAACUGGUUUGUAUAAAAUACAGUUGUUAACCUGUUUUUGUUAUCUUUUUCUGUUUUGUUAUCUGUUAACAAAACAAAAUUGUUAUUGUUAGCUGUUUUGAAAAUAAUUUUGGCAAUUAAAUCUGACAUUUUUAAAGGGGAGUUUUCAUUGUGAGUGUAAGGCUAACUGCCCAUGACUUCAUGUGCAGUGCUAUUUGAUUUAAAGCAAUAUGCACUCUGGCUUCUGAUUAAAAAUAGCCAGGAGAACCAAUUUUCCAGGGGUAGUCAGAGAAGAAAAGUACAAAGGAUCACAAAAAAGUAACUGGACUUUUUUUUUUUAACUAAAGAAGAAGUUGUUUGUUUUUUUUUUUUAAACUUAGUGAAGACUCUUUAGAGACCCUUGGACUGUCGUGAGAUCAAAGGAGUUAGUCCUACAGGAAAUCAACUCUGAAUAUUCAAUGGUAGGACUGUUGCUUAAGCUCCAAUAGUUUGGCCACCUGAUGGAGAGUGCCGACUCAUUGAAAAAUACUCACACUGGGAAAGAUUGAAGGCAGAAGAAGAAGUCGGCAGAGGACGAGAUGGUUUGAUACUAUUACCGACUCAAUGAACACGAAUUUGACCAAACUCUGGGACAUAAUGGAGCACAAAGGAGCCUCGGGAGCUGCAGUCCAUGGGGUCACAGAGUCUGACAUGAUUUAACAAUCGAACAACAAUUCAACAUAUAUCUUUAACUGUAUUUCCUUUAUGUUCAACUUAACUAGUUUAUGGUAAAAUUCUUGUCCAAAGAUGUGAUUUAACUCUGCUUUGUAGGCUGUAUGUUAGCAUCCAGAAGCUUUUGUAUGAUUAUACACUGGGAUUGCUGAAAGCUGAUACAGUUUGUGAAAUAAAUGUAUCAUUUCAACACUGA